Tarenaya hassleriana is the source of this 2965-nucleotide messenger RNA. RefSeq names its product potassium channel AKT6. Gene Ontology annotation, biological process: potassium ion transport; transmembrane transport. NCBI's taxonomy places the organism in Eukaryota, Viridiplantae, Streptophyta, Magnoliopsida, Brassicales, Cleomaceae. The record is from RefSeq and is a predicted model, not a curated record. Bases 222 to 2876 code for a protein of 884 amino acids. The transcript has 12 exons. Gene Ontology annotation, cellular component: membrane. Gene Ontology annotation, molecular function: voltage-gated potassium channel activity; protein binding.
GAGAGCGAACAAAGCAUGUGUUGUUGCUCCUCUCUCUCUCCAAAACCACAGUAACGUCGUCGAAGACAAGGUAACGUGAUUCGAAUCACUCCUUUGUUGAAUCCAACUCUGGCGACGGCGAUCGCGAUCGUGAUCCACAACCGCCAUUGACGUCGGGGAGAGCGAGAUUUUGGGUGGAGAGACAGCCAUUGACGCCGGAAAAAAGAGGGAGAUAGGAUCGAAUGGUGGAGAAGAAGAGGAAGAAGGUGUGGAUAUGGGGGGAGAACCACAACAGCGGCGGAGGAGAAGCGGAUGUUGCGGAGGAGGAGAUGUCGAAGGAAGGGACGGCGAGCCAUUACAGUCUGAGCAAAGGGCUUCUUCCGCCGCUCGGAGCCACCUCCCGUUCUUCACGUGACCCCAAGCUCCGCCGCUUCAUGAUCUCUCCCUUCGAUCCCAGAUACAGAGCUUGGGAAACGUUUCUAGUGUUUCUGGUGCUCUACACAGCUUGGGCAUCGCCUUUUGAGUUUGGGUUCCUGAGAAGCCCGAGAGCACCCCUCGGUAUUCUUGAUAACGUUGUGAAUGGAUUCUUCGCCAUGGAUAUCAUUCUGAGAUUCUUCCUUGCCUUCCUCGACAAGGCAACUUAUCUCCUCAUCGAUGAUCCCAAGAAAAUAGCUUGGAGAUAUGCCUCUACUUGGCUAGCCUUUGAUGUGGUAUCUACAAUUCCUUAUGAGCUGUUCGCAAGCGUAGUUUUGCAUGAAACUAUUCAGGGAUAUGGGAUUUUCAGUAUGCUACGUCUAUGGCGUCUUCGAAGGGUCAGCAAUUUAUUUUCCAGGUUGGAGAAAGAUAGGAAAUACAGUUACUUCUGGGUUCGAUGCACGAAGCUUCUGCUCGUCACUCUCUUUGUGAUUCAUUGUGCUGCCUGCUUCUGCUAUUCUAUCGCCGCACAUUACCCAGAUCCUUCCAAGACUUUUAUGGCACUUUCAAACGAGAAUUGGCAACAGGCUCCUUUGUCUGGGCAGUAUAUUACAGCAAUGUAUUGGUCCAUAACUACUUUAUCAACAACGGGCUAUGGUGAUAUACACGGAGUCAACACGAGAGAGAUGACCUUCAUUCUCUGCUACAUGGUCUUUAAUCUUGGAUUGUCAGCAUAUAUAAUUGGUAAUAUGACCAACUUGGUUGUUCACGUAACCAGCCGGACUAGGAAAUUUAGAGAUACCAUCCAAGCCGCCUCGGGGUUUGCUCAGAGGAACCACCUUCCUGUGCGCUUGCAAGAGCAGAUGGUAGCUCAUUUGUCUUUGAGGUACAGAGCUGAUUCAGAAGGCCUACAACAGCAAGAGAUUUUCGAUACCCUACCAAAGGCUAUUCGCUCCAGCAUUUCACAUUAUCUGUUCUACGACAUCGUUGACAAAGUUUACUUGUACCAAGGAAUAUCGAAUGAUCUGCUUUUCCAGCUGGUCUCCGAGACGAAGGCAGAGUAUUUUCCUCCUCGAGAAGAUGUGAUUCUGCAGAAUGAAGCGCCCACAGACUUUUAUAUACUGGUGACAGGAGCUGUUGAUAUAAUUGCACGCGUUAACGGGGUGGAGCAGGUUGUUGGUGAGGCUCAGACAGGAGAUGUUGUUGGUGAAGUUGGGGUGUUAUGUUACAGGCCACAGUUGUUCACAGUUCGUACAAAACGUUUGAGUCAGUUGCUUCGUCUAAACCGUACAUCAUUCUUACAUCUGGUUCAAGCAAACGUUGGAGAUGGGGCAAUAAUCAUGACUAAUCUUCUUCAGCAUCUGAAGGACUCAGAAGAUCCUGUGAUGCAAGGCAUUUUAGCAGAUACAGAACACAUGUUGGCUCAAGGGAAAAUGGAUUUACCUCUUAGCUUAUGUUUUGCAGCGGCCAGAGGAGAUGAUUUAUUGCUGCAUCAAUUGAUAAAACGUGGUUCGAACCCUAAUGAAACCGAUAAUAAUGGACGAACUGCUCUGCAUGUAGCAGCAUCAAGAGGAAGCCAGUAUUGUGUCGUUCUACUCCUAGAACACGGAGCUGACCCAAACAUUAGAGAUUCUGAAGGGAGUGUUCCCUUAUGGGAAGCAAUCAUUGGGAGACAUGGAGAAAUUGCUCAACUCUUAGCGGAAAACGGCGCAAGGCUCAGCCCCGACAUGGCCGGCCAUUUCUCAUGCUUAGCCGUUGAACUCAACAGCAUUGAUGCCCUGAAAGGCAUAAUCAAAUACGGAGGCAAAACCUCGCUUCCUGACAGCAACGGAACCACAGCUCUACACAAAGCUGUCUCGGAAGGAAACAUUGAAAUCGUGAAGUUUCUAUUGCAGCAAGGAUCGGAUAUAGACAAGACGGAUAUGUACGGUUGGACGCCUCGGGGUUUAGCCGAGCAUCAAGGGCAUGAAGACAUUAAAUCUCUGUUCCAGAAUCACAAGCCAAAGUCUGUUGUAGGAAUACCGGAGGCUCCCGUACUGGGAAAGCCGUUGAUGAAGUACAGCAGUGAGCCUUUGGUGCCUCCUCGGAAUUCAAGCGAUACAUCAAUGCCUAUAACGCCGGAGAGGAGAGGGUCAGACGUUUCUCAGAGGAGGAAGAUCAAUAACUUCAGGAACUCCUUGUUUGGAAUCAUGUCUUCUGCCAACACAGCGGAGGACAAGGGAGCGUCAGCAAGAAACCCGCCUACACCAGGUGUUUCAGCGAUUUACCCGGCAAGAAUUACGAUCAGUUGGUCAGAGAAUGGUGAAAUUACCAGGAAAAAGGUGGUAUUGCUACCGAAUUCUAUGGAAGAGUUACUCGAAAUAUGUCAGAAAAAGAUCGGAUUCGUGCCCACGAAGGUUCUUCUAGAAGGAGCCGAUGCCGAGAUCGACGACAUCAAGCUCAUCAGAGACGGCGAUCAUCUCCUCCUUUCCAGAAAUGACUGAUGAACAAGCGAAGCCUGAGAUGAGAUUUCUAUCAAACUGCAUAUACAAUUUUGUGGGGUUUCUUCCUGCAUUCAUCGUUUCGUAUACGG